Molecule: messenger RNA, 3386 nt
Organism: Labrus mixtus (cuckoo wrasse)
Lineage: Eukaryota; Metazoa; Chordata; Actinopteri; Labriformes; Labridae
Product: double-stranded RNA-specific editase 1-like
Exons: 10
Coding region: 59-2344 (761 amino acids)
Biological process (GO): adenosine to inosine editing; RNA processing
Cellular component (GO): nucleolus; cytoplasm
Molecular function (GO): double-stranded RNA binding; double-stranded RNA adenosine deaminase activity; tRNA-specific adenosine deaminase activity
Source: RefSeq, a predicted model, not a curated record
UAGUGUUGGAGCCUGCAGGCGAGCUGAAGGGGUGAAUUAUCCGCUCGUCGUCUCCAUCAUGACUCUGCUGCUGGACGUCUCUCGCUCUGCGGCCGCGUACAGCUGUCUGAUCCGCCGCCGCUUCAAGAGGAGGAGGAAGAAGCGUUCUGAGCGCAAAGGUCGAGUUGGAGCUCGGGUACCUCGAAACCAGCAGAGGCUGCUCUCCGGGGAGGCGGACGAAGAAGAAACCAUGAGUUCGUGCAGCACAGAUGUUAAAGAAAACCGCAACGUGGGCAACCUCUUCUCCAAAGGGGGGGUCACGGCGGAGGCUGCUCAACUCCCCAAUGGGAGUGCUGGGGGUGGGAGGAAGCGUCCCCUUGAGGAGGGCAACAACGGGCACACGCACUCAAAGUAUCGGCCCAAGAAGCGUAAGAAAGUCCCGGGGCCCAUCCUGCCGAAGAACGCACUCAUGCAGCUCAACGAGAUCAAACCGGGCCUGCAGUACAAGCUGCUGUCUCAGACCGGACCGGUCCACGCCCCCGUCUUCGUCAUGACUGUGGAGGUCAACGGGCAGCUCUUUGAAGGAUCAGGUCCCACCAAGAAGAAGGCCAAACUGAGCGCGGCAGAGAAAGCUCUGAGAUCAUUUGUCCAGUUUCCAAACGCCUCGGAGGCCCACAUGGCGAUGGGCCGGACUCUGUCGGUCCACACGGACUUCACCUCGGACCAGGCCGACUUCCCCGACAUGCUCUUCAACGCCUUUGAGACCUCCGCCCCUGUGGACGACCCGUUUUACCUCACGCCCAACGGGAACGGUUCAUUCUGCUCGCUGGGAAUCGAGUACCCGUUACUCCCCUCCCCCAUCCCAAACCUGCUGCAGGCCCCCUUACCUCCACCCCCGUCCCCCUUCAUUUCCCCGCCGAGCGGAAAGAACCCCUUCAUGUCCCCAGCAAGCGGCAAGAACCCAGUCAUGAUCCUCAACGAGCUGCGGCCGGGCCUUAAAUACGACUAUGUGUCGGAGAGCGGGGAGAGCCACGCCAAGAACUUUGUGAUGUCGGUGAGGGUGGACGCUCAGAGCUUUCAGGGCUCAGGGAGGAACAAGAAACUGGCAAAGGCUCGAGCUGCACAGGCCGCUCUUUCCGCUCUAUUCAACAUGCAGCUGGACCAGGCGCCAUCGAAACAACCGAUACCCCGAGAGGGACUGCAGCUCCACCUGCCACAGGUCCUUGCGGACGCCGUCUCCCGCCUGGUCGUCGACAAGUUCAGCGAACUGACGGAGAACUUCACGUCUCCACACGCUCGACGGAAAGUGCUGGCGGGCGUCGUCAUGACAACAGGUACGGAUGUGAAGGAGGCCGAGGUGAUCUGCGUCUCCACGGGGACAAAGUGCAUCAACGGCGAGUACAUGAGUGACCGAGGUUUUGCUCUGAACGACUGUCACGCUGAGAUCGUGGCUCGCCGCUCGCUCAUCAGGUUCCUGUACUCACAGCUGGAGCACUUCCUCAGUAACCACGACGAGGAGCAUCAGAAGUCCAUCUUCACCCGCUGUGAAAACACGCAAGGAUUCCGACUGAAAGAAAACGUCCAGUUCCACCUUUACAUCAGCACGUCGCCGUGCGGAGACGCCCGGAUCUUCUCCCCUCACGAGGCCGGAAUGGAGGAUCAAGGAGACAGACACCCGAACAGGAAAGCUCGUGGACAGCUCCGCACGAAGAUCGAGUCCGGGGAGGGAACCAUCCCGGUCCGGUCCAGUAACACCAUCCAGACGUGGGACGGGGUCCUGCAGGGCGAGAGGCUGCUCACCAUGUCCUGCAGCGACAAGAUCGCCAGGUGGAACGUGGUGGGCUUCCAGGGCUCUCUGAUGAGCUACUUCACCGAGCCCCUCUACUUCUCCAGCAUCAUCCUGGGCAGCCUGUACCACGCAGACCACCUCUCCAGAGCCAUGUACCAGAGGAUCACCGAGAUCGAGGACCUGCCGCCGACCUUCAGCCUCAACAAACCCCUGCUCAGCGGAAUCAGUAACGCGGAGGCUCGUCAGCCGGGAAAAGCUCCAAACUUCAGCGUGAACUGGGUGGUGGGCGAUCAGGGUCUGGAGGUGAUCAACGCCACCACGGGGAAGGACGACCUGGGUCGACCGUCCCGACUCUGUAAACACGCGCUGUACGGCCGCUGGAUGCGCCUGCACUGCAAGCUAUCGUCCACCCUGCGGUUCAGGACGUCGAGGCCCGGCAGCUACAACGAAGCCAAGCAGGCGGCGGCCGAGUACCACAACUCCAAACAGAGCCUGUUCAGAGCUUUUCACAAAGCUGGCCUCGGAGCCUGGGUGAAGAAACCCAUCGAGCAGGACCAGUUCGCUCUCACCACCUGAGACUAAACCCCACUUGCUGCUGCUGCGGCCGCCGCUGCAUGCCGCUGCUGCAUGCUGCACACUGCUGCUGCGGGUUGCUGCUGCAGGUGUUCUGACUUUCUGAAAGUGUUUGUGUCUAACUUCUCUGGAUCGUCUCAGGCUGAAUCCAGAAGUCUGAAUCAGUGGAUAAAAACUCCUCGUUCAUUCUUGAAUCUCCUUCUUCCUCUCAGCCAGCACUUAAAGAAAUAUUCAGUUAUGCAACUUUAUACAAAGACUAAUGUACAAAGAGACUUUGAGAACUUGUAAAGAGUGAAAGAGUUCACUUUGCAUGUCUGAUGAAUUUAAACCAUCGGGACGUCUGCAGAUUAAAGGUUUGUUUCAUGUUCACUUCAGUGAUCUCAGAUGACAUUUCUUCUACCUGGACGUCUAAAAACUGGAGCGACACUUCAAUACAUCCUGACUCAAACAGGCGAGAGAACUUUAUGCAAAGAGAGUGGAACACGUCGUGCUGAGGUCGUCAAACGACAGUAAUCUGACUUUCUGUUUCUGAAAAAUCACCAAAGAUGAAGCCAGCGUCAAACGUUUCAACUUUCAUGUUUUUAUUCGUUUAACAGUUUGUUUUAAUUCCUCAUGUCUUCCUCUACGGACAAGUCAAAUGUUCGUUUGUGAUUCUAUUCAAACAUCCUGUUUUAUGUUCGAUGAACCAAACUGACAUCGCCUGUUAUACCGGCACACAUCAUGUAAACUUCAUCUUUCUUCUGGAUGUAAAAACCUCAAACACACUCACAGGGUAAAUGUCUCUUAAUGUAUUUAUUUAUUUUCAUUACAUAUUUUAAUAGCAUGAAUAUUCCGGCUCCUGCCUCAGAACUUUAUAAAAAGGGAGACAAAGACGUUUGUGUUUGAAUCUUUACUGAAGUGAACGUAUGAAAAGAUUCCCUCUGAACGUGAUCCCGAGCCUGAGGCCUGAUGCAUGAGCUCCACCUGUAAAGCAUGAAAAUAUGAAACCUGUAGAAGCCGAGUCAACACACUGAGAUACAGACCGAAUAAAAACCUACCACACAGA